Messenger RNA from Capronia epimyces CBS 606.96, 882 nucleotides. RefSeq lists its product as uncharacterized. The record is from RefSeq and is a predicted model, not a curated record. Bases 1 to 882 code for a protein of 293 amino acids. Gene Ontology annotation, molecular function: hydrolase activity. The transcript has a single exon. NCBI's taxonomy places the organism in Eukaryota, Fungi, Ascomycota, Eurotiomycetes, Chaetothyriales, Herpotrichiellaceae.
AUGGGGUACCUGACCUACGUGUGGCAGAAAUGCUUUGUAUCAUUUAUCAGGGUAGCGUUCCGACUUGCCCUCGGCGGAACGACCCCGAGACCUGAUGAAGUGCUUCAAAUCCCGCGUCGAGACAGCACGGAAGGCAAGAUCAAGGUGCAUGUCUACCGUGGCAAAGCACCAAAGCCGUGCCCGGUCUUGAUCAAUUUCCACGGCAGCGGCUGGACAGUGCCGAUGCAUGGCAGCGACGAAGAGUUCGCACGAUGUGUUGUCCAAGGGACCGAUUUCACCGUUCUGGAUGCCACGUACCGUCUCGCACCCGAGCACCCUUAUCCUGCGGCCGUGCAUGAUGCGGAAGACGUGGUCAGAUGGGUUCUUGCUCGUCCUCAGGAGUUCGACCUCUCUCGGGUGAGCAUCUCCGGCUUCAGCGCCGGCGGCACCUUGGCCUUGGUGACCAGCGGAGAAGUGUUUCCCAAGUCGACAUUUCGCCAUCUGAUUGCCAUCUACUCACCGGCCGAUUUCUCCAGGGCGCCCCAGACGAAGAAAGCGCCGGACCCAACGGGCCAGCCGCUGCCAGACUGGCUGGCCACCUUUUUCAACAAUUGCUAUCUACCUCCUGGCAUCGACCGGAAACAACCGACUGUGUCGCCAUUCUUCUCUCGAAUGGAGAAUGUCCCAGAUGAGAUCGUCAUCAUCACUUGUGCCGGCGACAACUUGUGUGGGGAGGCCGAAUCUGUCGCCCAAAGGCUCUCGGAUAUGCCUGGAAAGCAUGUUUCUCUGCGGCGGAUGGAAAAGUGUAAUCAUGCGUGGGAUAAGUCGACCAAGCCCGGGUCUGUGCAAGAACAGGCCAAACAUGCUGCUUACGACCUGGCGAUCGAGACGCUGCGUCGAUAG